This is a messenger RNA of Anarrhichthys ocellatus (wolf-eel), 2731 nucleotides long. RefSeq names its product ankyrin repeat domain 54 (gene ankrd54). The record is from RefSeq and is a predicted model, not a curated record. Bases 1141 to 2205 code for a protein of 354 amino acids. NCBI's taxonomy places the organism in Eukaryota, Metazoa, Chordata, Actinopteri, Perciformes, Anarhichadidae. The transcript has 7 exons. Gene Ontology annotation, molecular function: protein binding.
GCGUCUGUGCAUAGACUUUGUAUGUAAUCUACUCGCGCGAAUAAUCCGCACCGCGUUUGGUGUGAACGCACCAUUAGAUGCUGUUUAAGUCCGUCAGACUUGCUACCUCUAGCACCCAUAAUGUUUCCCUCCACAAGACCAAAUAUCUUAACAGAAUACCAUCAUACAGAUCAGUGGUUCCCAAUGUUUUGGGCUUGCGGCCACUUUAAUUAAGGCAAUUUACAAACCCUUGUCCGUUGUAAAUGUGACAAAUUUAACCAAGGAGUUAAUGUCCUUUUGUUUAUUUUGAUCAUGUUUAAGGGUUCAAAGAAGUGCCAUUAUUAAGCGAUUCAUUAGAGUACAGCAAAGAUUGGAGGAAAAUCUGAAAAAUUAAGUGUAACUUUGAGUAUUUCCUCAUUCGGUAAUUAUCUCACGGCCCCUCCUACUUCAUCAUCAUGUGACUAAUUGGGGACCCAACCCCUCAGGUUGGAAACUGCUUAUCACUGGAAAGCCACUUUCUCCCUUGAAUGUUUCCAUAUUGUGAUUCCUAACAAAAUAUCUACAUACAUUAUAGUAUGCCAUUUGAAUCUAGUUCAUAAGAAGCUAUAUAGGUGGAGGGUGUGUGUUUUUAUGCAUUGUACAUUUUUUUCUGAUUAUACCUGAUGAAAUGUAUAUUAAAGAAUAAUUGCAAAUGUGUUUUGUGGACUAUUAUUGAUUUCUUUUUUACAAUGCGCAUGCGCGAAGCUAUAUUCGCGGUUCAGCACAGAGACUGUUUGAUUGGCUGCCCUGUUGCGUGGAUUCUAUUGGACAGGAGCUAAAUGAACAACACGGAAUCUGAUUGGUCAUCACUGCGCUGGAUCUGUCGACUGUACAAUGGGUGUGCCUGUUACUACGUUCGAGAUUAUGGAAUAUGUGAAAUAGGCGACAUUUUGGUUCCGUAAAGGUUGGCUGUCUUCUGCUAUUAAACACUGCAAAGUACCGAGGACGGGAAGCCUUUAACGAGGGAGUUUCUACGUAGACGUGCCGCGCAAUGGCGUCGCUGACGGUGCGGAUGGCGUAUUCAAAGUUGUCCUACGUAUGACGGCUUUCUUUCCUUUUUUUCUGUGGCAGUAGUAGUAAGGAGCGUAGCAUAAACACGGCGUCCACAUGUCACGAUAAAGUAUGGACGGGUGGAGCCCAAUCGUUGCGACAGCCUCGGAUAAUGACCGCUCCAGCUCCGAGGGGGAGUACAUGGUGGAGCCCGGACCUGAAGAUGAAACCCGGGAGGAGGAGGUGGGCAGGGAGCAGCGGGGUAACGUAAACCCGGAGAGGAUGGACCCCGGGGGUACCGCCGCUGUCGGGUUUGGGAUAAGUGGGACCGGAGAGGGCAAAGUGGUGUUGGGUCGAGUGGGACCGAGGGACGAGAAAGAGCUCCGGUACCUGCACUUGUUGUGGGAGCCCGGACGAGCCGAGCUCGGCGGCGGUGGUGUGGCAAGCAAGAUGGGGAAGGUGACGGGGAGGAGGGCCAGGCGGCCGCACAGAGUGGUCCGGAACCUCGGCCCUAUGGGGAAAGACAUCUACGCUGCGAAAAGGCUGAGGGAAGCUGCGAACAGCAAUGACAGCGACACAGGUAUGGACGGUGAGGUGGAUUGCAGUAGAAAAAAAAAAAAGCCUCGCAGGUGGUGUAAGGUAAAAGGUAAUCACAGUUGUGUUCUUCCAGUUCGAAAGCUCCUGCAAGAUGAUACAGACCCGUGUGCAGCAGAUGACAAGGGAAGGACGGCCCUCCAUUUCUCUUCCUGCAAUGGCAAUGAGAGCAUUGUGCAAUUGUUGCUGAGCCACGGCGCUGACCCCAACCAGCGAGACAGCCUGGGAAAUACCCCCCUCCAUCUGGCGGCCUGUACCAACCAUGUGCCUGUAAUCACCACAUUGCUGAGAGGAGGAGCCCGUGUGGACGCCCUGGACCGAGCAGGCAGGACCCCUCUGCAUCUAGCACGCUCCAAGCUCAAUAUUCUGCAGGAGGGAGAUUCACGCAGCUUAGAAACCCUGAGAGGGGAAGUCACACAGAUCAUUCAAAUGCUGAGGGAAUACCUGAACUUAAUGGGCCAGAGUGAAGCUAAAGAGAGGCUGGAGCACAUUUCCACACAGCUGCAGCACACACGCACCAAAGAGCAGGUGGAUGAGGUGACUGAUUUAUUGGCCAGUUUUACAUCACUCAGUCUACAGAAACAGAAUUUGGGGGAUAGGUAAAAGAAAAAGUGUAUAGAGAGCUGAAUUCUUGCUGGGUUCCAAGAAAGCCUCUGCUGCAGUAGCCUUAACCAGACAAGCACAUUGCUGUAAACAAAAUAUUUGUUUACAGCAUUACUCUACAGGACCGUGACAAUUCAAACAAGAUAACACAAAGAUUCUUUUGAAAUAUUCUCAUCUGGGUUAAAAUGAAAAGAUGCUCAAAUACUAAUGCCCAGUACUUCAAGUUAAUGGAUAUCUAUUUAUAGACAGAAAAGAGUAUCACAUGUUAGCUUUUCAGAAAAAAAAAGGUUAAAAGAAACCCCUUAGGGAAAUAUACAUUGAGAACAGGAAACUAGUGGAACAGAAGCCAACCCAGAAGUGCAGCGGGAUCUUCGCUCUCUAUCGUGUGUGUGUGUGUGUGUGUGUGUGUGUGUGUGUGUGUGUGUGUGUGUGUGUGUGUGUGUGUGUGUGUGUGUGUGUGUGUGUGUGAGUAAAAGAGUCACGGCUGUGUCUAUGUACUCACUUGUUCUCUUUUUGCCUGCCAUUA